AUGAUCAUCACAUCGAUACUCUGUCUUGUCUUUACACAUUUCUUCGUCGUAACCCCUUUCUACCAACUAUUUCGCAACUACCUCUCCGCACGCAAGACUGGCUUACGCAUCAUAAUCAGCCCAAUCACCCCAUAUACCCUUCAAUGGCGACUACUCACCAGCCUUUGCGGGUCGUAUUUGCAACAGUAUCGAUGGUUUCGUGCCAUCGACUGGACAUGCUGUUGGCAAGACAAUGACAGAUUACAUCAAGAGCUGGGUCUCUGCUUCAUUAUCGUGGCGCCAGGGCAUAACGUACUAUGUACCAGUGAUCCGAAGACAAUUGAGCAUAUACUCAAGAAGUGGAGGGAGUUUGUAAAGCCUGAUAACGUUAAUGAGAUUCUGGGCACUUUUGGACAAAAUGUGGAUACGUCAAACGGUAACGACUGGAUUCGCCAUCGCAAACUUACAGCGCCAUGCUUCAACGAGCGAGCCUCCGCCACUGUAUGGAGCGAGUCAAUGCGACAGUCGAAGAUCAUGAUAGAACAAUGGCUCUCGUCAUCAGACGGCAAAUGGAAAAGCAUGAUCAAGGAUACCAGUACUUUGGCACUAAAUGUCAUCUCUUCAGUCGCUUUCGGGAACAUCGAAGUCAACAAACCAACACCGGGUCACGCAUUGUCGCUCCGCGACACGCUGGUGACAGUCAUGAGUACCUCGAUCUCUCCAACUAUGGAGGGUAUUCUGCCCUUCUUACAGUUUCCAAUACUCCAGUCGCUACUGCCGAGCGAUGUCAAAGACCUUUUACAAGCUAUGCACGAGUUCCGACAAUACAUGGAUGAAAUCAUAGUAACAGAGCGAGAAGCGAUGACGAGCGGGCAGACUAGAGUAUCUGCUCUUAUCAGCACACUUAUUGAAGCUAGUGGCCAAGUCAAGACUGGAAGUAGGGCGUCAAAAGCCAGACUCUCAGAUACUGAGCUUAGAGGCAAUAUCUUCAUCUUCUUGGUCGGUGGGCUGGAGUCUACAUCCAUCACUCUUUCGUAUGCGAUAGCUUUACUGGCUGUGCAUCCUGAUAUUCAGGACUGGGUGGUGGAAGAGUUGGACGAAGUACUGAGUGACAAUGUAAAUAGCGAGAUGGAGUAUGUCAGAGUGUUUCCGCGGUUCAAGAGGGUCAUGGCUGUCAUGUACGAAACGCUACGUCUCUAUGGCCCUUCACCACCUCUUCCUCGGUCACCUUUUCCAGCUACCUUUCAGCCUGCCGUUCCAAUGACACAUACCAGCACAGGGGAAGGUACUGUGUCUACAAUUCUACCUGCUAACACUCAAAUCAUGCUUAACUCUUGGGCCUGCCAAACCUCAUUUGCAAAUUUCCCUGAUCCAAUCACGUGGAACCCGAAGCGCUGGAUUCAACCACAUCUCUCUGAGGCCACCGAAAAAGCUCUUCCAGAGGAUGUAGCUGCAGAAGAACUGAGACAUCCAACGAGUGGUAGCGGUUUUGUCGCUUGGGGUACUGGGUCGAGAAUAUGUCCUGGAAUGAAAUUCAGUCAAGUGGAGUUUUGCAGUGUACUGGGUACCGUUUUGAGAGAAACCAGAGUGGAGCCAGUUUGUAGGGACGAUGAAGAAGUGGAUGCGGCCAGGCAGAAGGUGGUGGAUAUUCUAGAGGACUCGUGUGCGGAUCCGCUGCUGCUGCAUGUGAGACAACCGGAAAAUCUGGAACUAAGGAUUAUCAAACGCUGA
This is a messenger RNA of Alternaria burnsii, 1710 nucleotides long. Its product is annotated as cytochrome p450. The transcript has 4 exons. Gene Ontology annotation, molecular function: oxidoreductase activity, acting on paired donors, with incorporation or reduction of molecular oxygen; monooxygenase activity; heme binding. The record is from RefSeq and is a predicted model, not a curated record. The coding region runs from base 1 to 1710 and encodes 569 amino acids. Lineage: Eukaryota; Fungi; Ascomycota; Dothideomycetes; Pleosporales; Pleosporaceae.